Molecule: messenger RNA, 678 nt
Organism: Recurvomyces mirabilis
Lineage: Eukaryota; Fungi; Ascomycota; Dothideomycetes; Mycosphaerellales; Teratosphaeriaceae
Gene: EFM6
Product: Protein-lysine N-methyltransferase efm6
Exons: 4
Coding region: 1-678 (225 amino acids)
Biological process (GO): peptidyl-lysine methylation
Cellular component (GO): cytosol; cytoplasm
Molecular function (GO): protein-lysine N-methyltransferase activity
Source: RefSeq, a predicted model, not a curated record
AUGUCGGACGAUGAAGGUAACCCUCUGGGUGCCUUUGCCAUCAGCGAGGAUUUCGUGCAAUCUCCAACACAUCGACAAGCUGGCACAAACAAGGUCGACUUCGACGGACUACUGCAAGAAAAGCCACUCCAGCUCCAUGAGGAUCUAGCAAAAGGGAACGGAGGCCAAGCCUGGCCGGCUGGUCAUGUUCUGGCCAAGUAUCUGCUACGGAUGAAGAGGGAUGAGCUGAAGAAAUGCAAUUCGAUCGUUGAGCUUGGUUCAGGAGGUGGUUUGGUCGGGCUAGCCGUUGCCGUGGGGUGCAGACCGGCCCAUACCAUGUGCAUUACAGAUCAGGAGUCGAUGUUGGCUCUUAUGCAAAGAAAUAUCCAAUUAAACAGCCUUCAAACUGCUGUCCGCGCUGCAGUCUACGAGUGGGGUGGUGCGCGACCAGCCGAUGUUCCUGCGCAUCCGGAUAUCGUUCUUGCAGCUGACUGCGUGUAUUUCGAACCAGCUUUCCCGCUGCUGCAGAAAACCCUCGAGGACCUCAUCGGUGCAAACAGCAUAUGCUAUUUCUGUUUCAAGAAGAGGCGGCGAGCAGACAUGCAAUUCAUGAAGGCCGCCCGAAAGACCUUCAUCAUCGAGGACGUGCUUGACGAUCCAGAUCGAGAGGUUUACGCCCGUGAGAACAUUUCUCUGUAG